This is a messenger RNA of Opisthorchis viverrini, 678 nucleotides long. RefSeq lists its product as hypothetical. Lineage: Eukaryota; Metazoa; Platyhelminthes; Trematoda; Opisthorchiida; Opisthorchiidae. The record is from RefSeq and is a predicted model, not a curated record. Bases 1 to 678 code for a protein of 225 amino acids. The transcript has a single exon.
AUGUCUCACGUGACUCGUGUGCUGUUUUUUACCUUGUAUUUGGGACUCUUGGAUGGGGCGAGCAUCAAAUCCAUACAAUAUCAGCAAGAAGGUCCUUCGGUCAGAAUCACACAAAAGUCCAUACUACCGGGAACAGUGAUUUUGCCGUUGCCGAAAUCAACCGGGUGUGUAGAAACCAGGGUAGUGAUAGUCUCAGGACAAACUCAGCAACAAGGAAAUCCACCUACCUCUCAAGGUGACGACUUUCGAGCAGCUGCACGGGGUGCUGCGGAUCAACCUGUUGCUGAUGCGGUUCCCGUGGAUCAAGUGAAUAUCAUGUCUCCAGUGGGUCAACAGGGACAACAGCCUGGUGUAGAAGGCAAUGCGGCCCUGGAUCAAUCUCAGUCACAAGCAAGACCACUUGAACCUACGGCUGGAAACGCACAGGUAGCAGCCCCGGGAUUGGUAGAUCAGCCUGUUGGUCAACCGAAUCCCAUGGAUCAAACGAAUAUUGCGGCCCCAGUAGACCAACAAGCACAAAUGGCUCUGGAGGCUCCUGCAGCUCUGGACCAAGCUCAAACACAAGCCGGACCAUUGGCAGUCCCAGGGGACGGCGCACAGCCUGCGAUUCAACCAGUGCCUGCAAAUCAACCAGUCAACCAACCGGAUCAGGGGAACAUCGCGCCAACAUUCAAUUAG